UCGCGUCGCCGUUGGCGGGCGGAGGCGUGCAGCGACGGACCAGUCCUCCAGCGGCCCGGUUCGCGCAGUGGUCGCCGGCUGCUGACGUGGGCCAGCCGGGUGCGGGGCUGUAAGUGCGGGGCGUGAUGGCGGUAGACAUCACACUCCUGUUCCGGGCCAGCGUCAAGACCGUGAAGACUCGGAACAAAGCGCUGGGAGUGGCGGUGGGCGGCGGGGUCGAUGGCAGCCGCGACGAGUUGUUCCGCCGCAGCCCCCGGCCCAAGGGCGACUUCUCCAGCCGGGCGCGCGAAGUGAUUUCACACAUUGGCAAACUGAGAGAUUUUCUUCUGGAACACAGGAAAGACUAUAUCAAUGCUCACAGCCAUAUCCUGUCUGAAUAUGGGAGGAUGACAGACGCAGAGCGAGACCAGAUAGACCAGGACGCGCAGACGUUCAUGAGGACCUGCUCAGAAGCCAUUCAGCAGCUGAGGAAUCAAGCCCACAAGGAGACACACUCCCAGCAGGUGAGGGAGCACAGGAGCGCCGUCCUGGACUUCACGCAGGACUACCUGAGAAGAGUUUGCAAACUGUACUCAGAGCAAAGAGCCAUCCGCGUGAAACGAGUGGUGGAUAAGAAGAGGCUAUCCAGGCUGGAGCCAGAAACAACCGCAAAGACAAGAGAGCCCGGUUCUGAGGACGUCUCCCUGGACCCUGCGCCGGGCUCUGGGGAGAAGCCUGUCGCCGAGGAGCAUGCAGAAAACAUUCCAGCUGAAGCGCAGCCUGAGUUGGGAAGCUGGGGAGACGGCAAAGGCGAAGAUGAGCUGUCCCCGGAGGAGAUACAGAUGUUCGAACAAGAAAACCAGCGCCUCAUCGGUGAAAUGAACAGCCUGUUUGACGAAGUGAGGCAGAUUGAAGGGAAAGUGGUUGAAAUUUCCAGACUCCAAGAGAUAUUCACAGAAAAGGUUCUACAGCAGGAAGCAGAGAUUGACAGCAUCCACCAGCUGGUCGUGGGGGCCACUGAGAACAUCAAGGAGGGCAACGAGGACAUCAGAGAGGCCAUCAAGAACAACGCGGGCUUCCGCGUGUGGGUGCUCUUCUUCCUGGUGAUGUGCUCCUUCUCCCUGCUCUUCCUCGACUGGUACGACAGCUAGUCCCGCUCCGGCGGGCGCGCGGCCCGGCCUCCCGUGGGCCUGGGGUCCGUCCCGGCCAGGUCUGACCACAGCGGGCGGCGCGGAGACACACACUCCACUAAAGGGACACAAACAACCUGGAGUUUUAAGCCCGUUUAGGAGCUGAACGAGAACACCAUGAACCCGAGGCAGGUGGAGGGAUGGGAGGGGUGGUUAUCCUGAAUAACGGGGCGGGGGGCAGCUGUGGAGGGGCUGCCCCGGAGGGCACCGCAGGUCUCGCUCCACCCGCAUCUCGGGGCUCAGAGGAGGCCCGGCCUGCCUCCUGGCCUGACCUCCUGCCGCUGGGCCCAGGAGCUUUGUUCAGAGAAGGCAAGGGCCCGAGAGAGCGGGCUGCUGCGCUCUGUGCAUCGACGCUCUGGGAGACGUGCUGGGACCGUGUGCAAUGGCAGGCACGGACUGGAGCCCCGUCUGCCCGGCGUCCUGGGGCCCAGGGUCACUCAGGGUGGACGGCCCGGCCCUGGGCCUGUGAAGGGCGUGCUGUGCAGUCUGCUGGGCGGUCUCGGGACCCUCGCGCUCUGUGUAAACGAACUACAGCCAAUAAAGUCUGUCUGCUCGAACCUGCAGCUGGGCUGCCUCGGCCCCGUGAACUUGCCCACAGACAGCAGGUGUGGGAGCCCUUUGCCCCGUGGUCAUCACUGUGUGCGCAAGCGUGUGCACCCCCACAGCUCCGCAGCCGCAAGGCAGCACGCGCCCACGGCCCUGCGGUGCGGUCCCUUCCCAGGCGGUGUUUCCGGACGCGCCUGGGGAGAGAGCAUCGUCUGCGUCAGCGCGCUUCAGGAAGCCAUGUGCUCGCAGAGGUCUCACGGUCAUUUAUUUCUGAUCCACCAAAACGGCACCUGUGACACGUCCACCAGAAACAACACGUUCAAGUAACACGGAAGGAAUGUCUGAUGUCUGUUCUAUUUAAUCGUCUUACACACUUACUUAUCUAACUGGCAAUUUU
This is a messenger RNA of Eptesicus fuscus (big brown bat), 2112 nucleotides long. It is a transcript of the gene STX18, whose product is annotated as syntaxin 18. Gene Ontology annotation, biological process: intracellular protein transport; retrograde vesicle-mediated transport, Golgi to endoplasmic reticulum. The record is from RefSeq and is a predicted model, not a curated record. Gene Ontology annotation, molecular function: SNAP receptor activity. The transcript is spliced from 11 exons. Lineage: Eukaryota; Metazoa; Chordata; Mammalia; Chiroptera; Vespertilionidae. Bases 126 to 1130 code for a protein of 334 amino acids. Gene Ontology annotation, cellular component: endoplasmic reticulum; SNARE complex; membrane.